CGAUGCCCGCGGAGGCCGCGCUGAAGCCCUCGGCCUCUCCCGCCGAGCGCUGCCCACGUCGGGGCCGUUGGCGGUGGAAGAUGGCGCUGGUCGGCCCGGUCUCCCGCGCUCUGGCCGAGCGGUUGUCCCGCUGCCGGCUGCUGGUGGUGGGCGCCGGCGGCAUCGGCUGCGAGCUCCUCAAAAACCUGGUGCUGGCCGGCUUCAGGGACAUCGAGGUGGUUGAUUUGGAUACGAUCGACGUCAGCAACCUCAACCGGCAGUUUCUGUUCCAAAAGAAACACGUUGGAAAGUCAAAAGCUCAGGUGGCGAAGGAAAGUGCCCUUCAGUUCUGUCCCGAGGCCAUGAUUACUGCUUAUCAUGACAGCAUCAUGAACCCAGAUUAUAAUGUGGAGUUCUUCAGGCAGUUUACUCUCGUGAUGAAUGCUCUGGAUAACAGGGCUGCCCGUAACCACGUGAAUAGAAUGUGUUUGGCUGCUGACAUUCCUCUUAUAGAGAGCGGGACUGCAGGAUAUCUUGGCCAAGUCACUGUCAUCAAAAAGGGAGUGACGGAAUGCUACGAGUGCCAGCCUAAACCAACACAGAAAACAUUCCCCGGCUGCACAAUCCGGAACACUCCUUCAGAACCAAUCCACUGUAUUGUAUGGGCAAAGUACCUGUUCAACCAGUUGUUUGGAGAGGAAGAUGCCGACCAGGAAGUAUCACCUGACACAGCUGACCCGGAGGCUGCCUGGGAGUUGUCGGAUGCAGCAGCGAGGGCAGGAGCUUCCAAUGAGGAUGGUGGUAUCAAGCGUGUUUCAACAAAGGACUGGGCCAGAUCCACUGGGUAUGAUCCUGUCAAAAUAUUCAACAAGCUUUUCAGAGAUGAUAUAAAGUACUUGCUCACAAUGGACCAGCUGUGGCGCAGAAGGAAAGCUCCUGUUCCGUUGGACUGGGCUGCUGUAGAAAGACUUGAGAUGAGCUCAUCGCUGCAGCAAACAAGCACCUCCCAGGCUGGCCUGAAGGACCAGCAGGUCCUUGACGUGAGGAGCUACGCACACUUGUUUGCACAAAGCGUUGAUCACCUCAAAGCCCGUCUGGCCGAGAAGGGGGACGGAGGGGAGCUGGUCUGGGACAAGGAUGAUCCCCCAGCCAUGAACUUUGUGACUGCAGCCUCGAACCUGCGAAUGCACAUCUUCAGCAUUAACAUGAAGAGCAAGUUUGAUGUGAAAUCCAUGGCAGGAAAUAUCAUCCCAGCAAUCGCCACCACGAAUGCAGUGAUAGCUGGCCUGAUCGUGUUGGAAGGACUGAAGAUUCUCUCCGGGAACCUGGAACAGUGCAAGACAAUCUUUCUGAACAAGCAGCCCAAUCCCCGGAAGAAGUUACUGGUUCCGUGUACCCUGGAUCCCCCGAAUCCCAGCUGCUACGUGUGUUCCGUCAAGCCCGAAGUAACAGUCAAACUCAACACCCAGAAAGUCUCUGUCCAGAUGCUCCAGGACCGGAUUUUGAAGGAUAAAUUUGGAAUGGUGGCUCCAGAUGUUCAGAUAGAAGAUGGCAAGGGAACAAUCCUCAUCUCCUCAGAGGAAGGGGAGACUGAAGCAAACAACAACAAGAACCUGUCUGAGUUUGGCAUUCGUAACGGAAGCCGCCUCCAGGUAGAUGAUUUCUUGCAAGACUACACUCUGACCGUAACUCUCCUGCACAGUGAAGAUCUGGAGAAAGAUAUCGAGUUCGAGGUGGUGGGAGACGCCCCUGACAAAGCACCUCACAAGCUGAGCGAGGAAGAUGGCAAGGCCAUUACCAAUGGCAGUGACGAUGGAGCCCAGCCAUCUACGUCCAAAGCUGCAGAGCAGGACGACGUGCUGAUUGUCGACUCUGACGAAGAGAUGCCCUCAUCCAGUGGAGCUGAGGCUAAUGCGGAGAGCCGGAGCCUGAAGAGGAAGCUGGAGGAUGAGACGGAAGGUGUUGGCGUUAAGCGGAUAUGUACCGCUCAGGAGGAGGACGACGACAUCAUCGCACUGGAUUGAGCGGCGGGUUGGGGUUGUCCCCUUACCUGUGCCUUCUGGUGUCACACGGUGUCGUCAGGUAGACCAUAAGGUGGGAUGGGGAGUUGUUAGUCAGGGAGAUGGGGGUUGGGAGGUUCACGUUUUGGACAGAGGGCUCAAUGACAAGUCCCAGCCUUAAACUGUCAGGUCAAAGUAUCGGUUCAGGGGAGGGGGGUUGGGACGACAGAGCAGCUGAGAAGGGCACCCAUUCAACGGGUUUGGAGAGCGAUGUCUGUCACAUUGCUGGAUAUAAAAUCUCACCCAAACCUUUUGGCUCAUUGGUCAAUAUUGAAUGGUUCUCCAGCGUCAGCUCAACCUGCCUCCCCUCCCCCUGUCGGCUCUCAAUCUACUUAUAAAAUUCGCUGUUGAUGAAGUAUUAAAACGUUCCUCUUUGUAUAACUUGAGAUCAAACAGCGACAAGUUUUGUAAAUUGCUGUAAACACUUAAUUUCUCGCCAGCCCUGUUUGUACUUUCAACAUUGGAGCCUCUUUUGUCAGUUCCGGGAUCUUCCCUUGUGUCUUGUUACAGUUUGUAGCUAUUUAUAUGUGACUUUUGUAUAACACAGAUAUCUUAACUUCUGUUUGUUCAUAAUUUACACAAACCUCAAUGAUCAGAUUACGCGUGGAGACCCCAACGAACGGAAUGUGAGAGGCCCGUAUCCAGGAGAUCUCUGUGACAAUGAAGUCCCUGGCUGGCUGGGACUCAGAUUGUACCCUGUACAAAGGCGUGGUUGGGGUGUCGGAGGGUCAGGGCAUUUUCAGAAGAGCAGUCGCCAUAUUCCAUAGAGAGGGGAGAAACAAUAGAUUGGAAUUUGCGUUUGUACUGCUCUGCAUCCAGUACUGAUCUGAUCAACCUGUUCAAUGUUUAGAAAGAGAGAUACAUUGCAGACGCUGUAGCUGGAAGUAUUUUUGUAGCAAAUUGACAUUGUUGUUUCAUUACAGUUUUUUUUGUAUCUGAAUCGACUAUAAACGUAAAGAAAAGCUUUGUUAUGAAUGGCGGUUUUCCCAAUUAAAACAUUCAUUGUGUAAA
This is a messenger RNA of Pristis pectinata (smalltooth sawfish), 3050 nucleotides long. RefSeq names its product ubiquitin-like modifier activating enzyme 2 (gene uba2). Gene Ontology annotation, biological process: protein sumoylation. Gene Ontology annotation, cellular component: cytoplasm; SUMO activating enzyme complex. The transcript has 17 exons. The record is from RefSeq and is a predicted model, not a curated record. NCBI's taxonomy places the organism in Eukaryota, Metazoa, Chordata, Chondrichthyes, Rhinopristiformes, Pristidae. Gene Ontology annotation, molecular function: SUMO activating enzyme activity. The coding region runs from base 3 to 2003 and encodes 666 amino acids.